Conger conger (European conger) is the source of this 2007-nucleotide messenger RNA. It is a transcript of the gene c2cd5, whose product is annotated as C2 calcium dependent domain containing 5. Gene Ontology annotation, molecular function: calcium-dependent phospholipid binding; calcium ion binding. The record is from RefSeq and is a predicted model, not a curated record. Gene Ontology annotation, biological process: positive regulation of protein targeting to membrane; intracellular protein transmembrane transport; positive regulation of D-glucose transmembrane transport. NCBI's taxonomy places the organism in Eukaryota, Metazoa, Chordata, Actinopteri, Anguilliformes, Congridae. The transcript has 12 exons. The coding region runs from base 340 to 2007 and encodes 555 amino acids. Gene Ontology annotation, cellular component: plasma membrane.
AACGCGACAGUUCGUGGUGUUGCUUGCGCAGCGCACGGCUCUCCCAGGUAGUUUGAGCGAAAGAUUACCUGAGUAUUUUCAACAAUAGUUAACAUGGAUUUAUCUCGCUAGCUGCUCUGCUUUACAUGGUUUGAGAAGAGACGUUGGAAAUAAGCUCGUAAAUCGUUAUACCGUUUACAAAAAACUAGAUAAAGGUAUAACGAAACCGUCUGAAGAUCCACCUUUUCACAUUCAUGUUAUGGGCAAGAAGAGGAGGUCGAGCGGACGGAGUGUCAAUAAUGUCCGAUUGAAGGGAAGCUUCUUGCGGCUAUCUUGUCUGACAUAGAUUGAGUGGUAACCAUGCCGGGGAAAUUGAAGGCCAAGAUUGUGGCUGGGCGUCACUUGCCCGUCAUGGACAGAGCAAGCGACCUCACAGACGCGUUUGUUGAGGUGAAAUUUGGAACUACGACAUUCAAAACUGACGUGUACCCCAAAUCCCUUAACCCACAUUGGAACUCAGAGUGGUUCAAAUUUGAGGUGGACGAUGAGGACUUGCAGGACGAGCCGCUGCAGAUCACGGUGCUGGACCACGAUACCUACAGCGCCAACGACGCCAUCGGCAAGGUCUACAUCGACAUCGACCCACUCCUAUCGAACGAAGCUGCUACUGUCAUCUCUGGGUGGUUCCCCAUUUAUGAUACCAUACACGGUAUCCGCGGGGAGAUCAAUGUCCUGGUGAAGGUGGACCUCUUCAACGAUCUCAACCGCUUCAGGCAAUCGUCCUGCGGAGUCAAAUUCUUUUGCACUACGUCCGUCCCCAGGUGUUACCGGGCGGCGACGGUGCACGGGUUCGUGGAGGAGCUGGUGGUGAACGAGGACCCGGAGUACCAGUGGAUCGACCGCAUCCGCACCCCCCGGGCGUCCAACGAGGCCCGGCAGAGGCUCAUCUCCCUCAUGUCCGGCGAGCUCCAGAGGAAGAUCGGCCUGAAGGUGCUGGAGAUGGGGGGCAACGCGGUGGUGGGGUACCUGCAGUGCUUCGACCUGGAGGGGGAGUCGGGCCUGGUGGUGCGGGCCAUUGGCACCGCCUGCUCCCUGGACAAGCUGAGUAACCCCGCCGCGGCCGCCCAGCCCACCUGCCACUCCCCGUCCAAAGACAUCAAAGAGUCUCCGCUGGCCCACCCGCCCGGUCACGGAUGCCGCUCGACCCACAGCAGCCCCAUUCACGCGGCCUCCGGCUCGCGGCUCUCUCAGAACUUCUCUGUGUCUGUCCCCACCCUCAUCUUCACCGGUACGAGCCUGCAGAGGCACGGGAGCGCGGGCGAGAUGGGCCCGCAGGGCGGGGCACGGUCUGUGUUGCCAGGCAGGCAGUGUAGGCUCCCCUUCAGCGAAGACCCCAACCCUCAUACUCACUCAUCUGGACCCUCCACCCCAAUGAAAACCCAAACUUAUUGCUAUUCACCCUCCAAAGCCUACAGCCGACAGUCCUCCUCCUCUGACACAGAUUUGAGUUUGACACCUAAAACUGCGAGGCCCCUCCCCGCGGGACCCAGGAUAUUCCUGUCCCCCAGCUCCCCCCUCCUGCCCACAGACUCCCCGCCCAAUUUUUCGUUCGCCCCGCACCUGCCCCCGGGGUGCGAGGCCGACCGGGGCCCCGGCCCCCCUCCGUACCCCGGGCCGCUCGGCCGAGCCGGCCUGAGAAAGAGUGUCUCUUUCAGUGAGGACCUGCUACAGGCGGCCUCCGGAAUGGGGAGUGGAGGUAGUGCGGGGAAGGAAGGUGGGCCUCUGAAGACCCUGCUGAGACAGCAGACCCAGUCAGCGCUGGAACAGAGGGAGUUCCCCUUCUUCACCCUGACCUCGUUCCCGUCCGGCUUCCUGGUCCACGUCGGGGGCGUGGUCAGCGCCCGCUCUGUCAAGCUCCUGGACCGCAUCCACAACCCCGGUACGUCACCCCAACUCCGCGCUCUCUCCCCUCCCCUCGGGACGCACAGAGACACUCUCCUCAGUCGCGUGAAGAGGGCGUGUGCGUAG